Vanrija pseudolonga is the source of this 1846-nucleotide messenger RNA. RefSeq names its product RNA-binding protein rnc1. Bases 513 to 1688 code for a protein of 391 amino acids. The record is from RefSeq and is a predicted model, not a curated record. NCBI's taxonomy places the organism in Eukaryota, Fungi, Basidiomycota, Tremellomycetes, Trichosporonales, Trichosporonaceae. Gene Ontology annotation, molecular function: RNA binding. The transcript has 7 exons.
CCCGCCCCGCCUCUACCGGCCCCCCACCCACGUCGCAACACACGCGUCGAGAAACAAGAGAGACCGACAAGCUCGUCGUCAUCAACCCACAUUCCCCCUUCGUCAUCCACCACCACCACCACAACCACUACUAGACGUCAAUCGACACGCACUGUGAGUACCACUUUUCAGCCUCUCUCCCGCACCCCCUCCUCCCACCUGACCACUCUCUCUCUCCUUCCCUGUCCUCGCCUCGCCCCCAACACCUUUCACCUUCCUUUGCGCCGACCCACCGUUACGCCGUACCACCGACGACCACACACCGCGCCAUCCGCUGCUGCUCUCGCCAUGCCUACCUGCUGCCUACCUACCUGCCUACCUGCUACACACUGCUCCUACCGCGCGUGGCUGCUACUUGCCGUGUGAACGUGACCCACUGACAGAGUCGUCGCACACACACACACAAACAAAACUCACACUCUCGUCAACAAUCCAUUGUCGCCCGCUCGCCCGCCUGUGCUCGCCUGACAACAAUGUCCGACGCGCCCGCAGCUACAAAGCGCCCGGCCUCGCCUCUUCCCGACAACACCGCCAAGCGUGCGCGCGAGGAGUCUUCCCCUUCCAAGGACGUCAAGCCCAAGAUCUCUGACAAGAAGAUGGAUGAUGCCAACCACCCGACCGAGAGCACCGGCGAGGCCGGACCUUCCUCCGGCGCCACCAUUUCGGCCCCUCCCACCUCGAUCCCCUCGACCCCGGCCAAGCCUGGAGACCCCCCUGCGCAGCAGAUUUCGAUGCGCGCCUUGAUCGUCACCCAGGAUGCCAGCGUCAUCAUCGGUCGUGCGGGCGCACAUGUCAACGAGAUCAGGGAGAAGUCGGGAGCUCGUGUGACCAUCUCAGAGUCUAUCCCUGGCAACCCCGAGCGGAUACUCAACGUGUUUGGCCCCCUGGACGCUGUUAGCAAGGCAUUUGGUCUUAUUGUUCGCCGCAUCAACGACGAGCCGUUUGACGUCGCAUCUGUUCCCGGAUCCCGAGCUGUUACCAUCAAGUUUAUCAUUCCCAACUCUCGCAUGGGUAGCGUUAUUGGCAAGGGUGGUGCCAAGAUCAAGGAGAUUCAGGAGGCCUCUGGUGCCCGUCUCAACGCGAGCGAGGUGAUGCUCCCUGGGUCGACUGAGCGUAUCCUCUCCGUUUCAGGUGUUGCCGACGCUGUUCACAUUGCCGUCUACUACAUCGGCACGAUCCUCCUCGAGUACCAGGAGCGCAACCCAGGCCCCUCGAGUCAUGCCGGCGCGUACCGCCAGCAGGCCCCCGCUCCUUAUCAGGCAGCUCCCCCAUCGGCACCGGUCGGCGGUGGUGGCGGCGGGGGAGGAGGUGGUGGUGGUGGUGGCGGCGGUGGUGGUGGUGGACAGGCCCCCGCCCCUCCGCCUGGUAGCCAGACGCAGCAGAUCUUCAUCCCCAAUUCGCUUGUUGGCGCUAUCAUUGGCAAGGCUGGUGUCAAGAUCAACGAGAUUCGCUCCCAAUCUCAAUGUCAGAUUCGGGUUACCGAGCCCGGUACCGCUCCCGGUCCUGGCCAGGUCGCCAACCCGGACGAGCGCCUUGUGACUAUUACUGGGCAGCCCAACAACAUCAACAUUGCUGUCCAGAUGCUGUACCACCGCCUCGAGGCUGAGAAGGCCAAGGCUGCGGGGGAGCACCAGCAGGGAGGCUUCUAGGUGUACAGCCGUGUACUACAACUAUGAGAGAGUCGGGAAAUUUGGAGUGAAGAGAGAUUACAUCAGAUGGAUGGUCCUUGGGCAGCGUGUGCCCUUGGAGUCGGCGCGUAGUAGUCAAGUACGGCGACACUGUAGACUUGCGAGGUUAAUAUGCGGGG